This is a messenger RNA of Harmonia axyridis, 2726 nucleotides long. RefSeq names its product putative tRNA (cytidine(32)/guanosine(34)-2'-O)-methyltransferase. Lineage: Eukaryota; Metazoa; Arthropoda; Insecta; Coleoptera; Coccinellidae. Gene Ontology annotation, biological process: cytoplasmic translation; tRNA methylation. The record is from RefSeq and is a predicted model, not a curated record. Gene Ontology annotation, molecular function: tRNA methyltransferase activity. The transcript has 6 exons. Bases 154 to 1731 code for a protein of 525 amino acids. Gene Ontology annotation, cellular component: cytoplasm.
ACAUUUAUAGAUUCCACUGGUUCCAGUUUAUUUUUUUACAUGGAGGUGUUCACUUGUGGUUUAAUAGUGAUAAACUGAUUUUGUGAAUCCGAUUAUGUCUGGUUGAGUUCCUGAUAAUUAUAAAUACUUGUUAAAUACUCCUUGCAAUUCGAAAUGGGAAAAGGUUCGAAAGAUAAGCGUGAUAUAUAUUACAGAAAGGCCAAAGAGCAUGGCUGGAGAGCUAGAAGUGCAUUCAAACUUCUGCAAAUUGAUGAGAAAUAUGACAUACUCGAAGGUGUUAAAAAGGCAGUGGAUUUAUGUGCUGCACCAGGUAGCUGGAGUCAAGUUCUUUCUCGUAGACUUUAUUUGAAUGAGAAGAUAUCUUUGUCUCCUAGAUAUGAUUUAGAUGAUAGCAACGAUAUUCCUGAAGAGGACGAAGAAAGGGUAGAUGCAAAAAUUGAACCUAAUGAAGAUGUUAAAAUUGUAGCAGUUGAUCUCCAACCAAUGGCCCCUUUGCCUGGUGUGAUUCAGCUACAAGGGGACAUAACUAAAUUAUCCACUGCUCAAGAAAUUAUCAAACAUUUCGAAGGCCAAUUUGCAGAUCUUGUUGUAUGUGAUGGAGCUCCAGAUGUGACAGGACUGCAUUGUAUAGAUAUUUACAUCCAAAGUCAACUUAUCCUGGCAGCUCUUCAUAUUGCUUGCAAUGUUUUGAACAAGGGAGGAACAUUCGUUGCGAAGAUAUUCAGAGGAAAGGAUAAUGACCUGCUUCAUAAUCAGUUUCUUACUAUUUUCAAAGAAGUCAAUAUAUUCAAACCAAGUAGUUCUAGAAAUUCAAGCAUAGAGGCAUUCCUUGUUGCUAAAAACUAUAACCCACCAGAUGGUUUUGACCCUAAACUGAUGACACCAUUCUUAAAUGCAGGAGAAAGGAAUUUUGACCAACUUACAGGUGUUAACAGGGUUAUAAUACCUUUUAUGGUGUGUGGGGACAUGAGUGCUUAUGAUUCAGAUGUUACAUAUCCUCUUCAGUUGGAAGGAGACAAACAACCUUAUACUUAUCAUGAGCCUGUGCAAAAACCAAUCGAUCCUCCAUAUAAAGAUUUAAAAAAUAUGCCACAGCCAAAACCAGUUGCUGAGGGUAGCCCCGAAAUGGAGGUCCUUUCCAAACCUAGUACUUCCGCAAAGUCUGACACUGAUAUGGAUCUUGAAUCGAAUUCAAGUAAAAGUGGUACACCUAUUGAGAUCAGCGGCAUCAUUGCAGACGCAAAUGCAACUUCUGAGGACUUGCUAGGUUUACUUAUUCACAGUUUAAAACACGAUGAUCCCGCUGUUCAAGACAGUUUGGCUAAUCUUUUGAAUAGUUUGGGCAUAAGCAACUUUGAGAAAGUUGUCAAGGAGAAAGGAACUACCAUUUCUACGCAAACCAUUGGGAUAGUCCAGGGUUCUUCUAAGGAGGUUCAGGUGCCAGAGAUUGCUGGACCCUCAGACCAGCAGAUUAUCAGAACGGUACUGGUUGAAUCUGCUCAGAGGCACAACUCACCGGUAGAAAGCCAAUGUGAAAUCACCAGUGGAGAAAAUUCAGCUUUAGACUCGCAGCUUCUGAAUCAAGAUAACUUGGAAGAAUGCGACAAUUUCAUUAUCAAUUGGGUGAAGUAUGACAGAAGUACCUGCACUUGUGGUGUAGAUAUGAUUGCAAAUGAGGGUGCUGCUGAUUGUGAUUCGGAUUGUGAUGAUGAAACUCAUAAUAUAAUUUAAUCUCCUGAUAUGUUUUACACAUUUUGAGUCAGCUAUUUUAAAAUUUUACGGGAAAUGAUUUGCUUAUAUUAUUAGAAUAUGUUAUUGCAACGGUUUAUCUUUCUGGAAUUUCAAGAGCUGCACUUGGUGAGUUAAUAAUGCGAAAAAUAAGAUUAAGAACUCGCGUAAUAUUAAUUUUAUUAGAUUCCUAUGGAAUUUUAAUUUUAUAGUCAACUUCCAUUGAAGUAUUUUUAAAGCAGGCUUUUCAAAGGCAGUAUCUUUCUGAUAAUAUGUGCAAAUUUACAUUUUAUACAUAUGUGGUAUAUUGGCUUAUGUGUAAUAUUUUGUAAAUUUUUUCGUGUCAUAAUUCGUGUAUAUCGAUAUGUUUCAACUGAUUUAUAUGAUAUAUUUUAUAUGCCUACGUUUUUGAUCUUUUCAAAUUGCAAUUUUGAUGUGUGAAAUUCAUAAAAGGAUUCAGAAUGAAACAGCAAAACUUGCUGCUACAAAAACUGACAGGAAUACAAUGUUUCUUGACCUUUCUGCUAGAGAGUAAAAUAAUCAAUUAGAUCUGCAAUAAAUAUAUUUCAAGUUAAAAACAAUUAAAAUUGUUGGUAGUCUUCAGUAUUCGCUAUGUUUAGUAAAAUUCCAAAUCCUUAGAUCAAUUAGAUUGUUAAUACGCAGAAUUUAACCUGUCAUGAAGUGAUGUAGCUUUAUCAAUUAAAACCUAAACAACGCAAAGAACAUUCGAUAUUUUUAAAAUAAAUUGUUCCGCUUUGCAAUGCAGUUGUUCUGAAGAAAUUUUAGUAUCCUAUUGGAACGUUGAAGUUUACAAUUGUUGAAAUGGAAAAAUGAUUCCUGCAAUAUGGCUUUCCAAAGUUGUUGAAAAAAUGGGAACUGUCCAAUGCUAUUUUUGCUAGUUUUAGAGCUAAAAUAAUCUUCGAAAAAAAACACCACUAGAAGCUGUGGCACCACCCUACCAUUAGGGACAAAUUGUUCAAAUAAAUCUUGUUGAAGCA